Molecule: messenger RNA, 603 nt
Organism: Aspergillus bombycis
Lineage: Eukaryota; Fungi; Ascomycota; Eurotiomycetes; Eurotiales; Aspergillaceae
Product: enoyl-CoA hydratase/isomerase family protein
Exons: 2
Coding region: 1-603 (200 amino acids)
Biological process (GO): fatty acid beta-oxidation
Cellular component (GO): peroxisomal matrix
Source: RefSeq, a predicted model, not a curated record
AUGGCGGCGAACCAGGUUGUGUCUGUUGAAUACAUAACAAAGGUUGCCACAGUCACCCUUGACAAAGCACAGAAGCUCAAUGCCCUAAGCCACGAUGACUAUUACCGCCUCGCCCUAGUGUUGAGAGAGAUCGCCCAAAAGGAUGAGCUCUUAGCCACACUCCUCAUUGGAACGGGCCGCUUUUUCUCAACUCUCCGGAUGCCUAGCGGUGCCGAUAUCCCCCGACACUGCCUCCCAGCUCUUGUGGUCAACAACAUCAAUCUGGAAUCUGGCAGAUGCCUUCCACUCGCAUCUAAGAUCUUAGUGGCUGCGCUCAAUGGGCCCGUCAUCGGCCUCUCCGCAGCCCUGAUCGCGCAUCCCCACUUGAUAUUCGCUACACCUGAGACAUACCUUCUUACCCCAUUUUCGUCGCUGGGUAUCGUUACAGAGGGCAGAUCCAGCAUUGCCUUUGCCAGUAGUAUGGGGCUGAGCAAGGCCAAGGAGGCGCUGUUAUUCAGCCGCUGGAUCAGCAUCGAGGAGUUGAAACAAACAGGCUUUGUCAAUCAGGUGUUUGAUACUCCAGGGGAGGGUGAAAUAGCGGGUUCUGGAAGAGAUCCACCAUGA